Molecule: messenger RNA, 4738 nt
Organism: Prinia subflava (tawny-flanked prinia)
Lineage: Eukaryota; Metazoa; Chordata; Aves; Passeriformes; Cisticolidae
Gene: SEC22C
Product: SEC22 homolog C, vesicle trafficking protein
Exons: 8
Coding region: 518-1432 (304 amino acids)
Biological process (GO): endoplasmic reticulum to Golgi vesicle-mediated transport
Cellular component (GO): membrane
Source: RefSeq, a predicted model, not a curated record
GUGUGCAGACAGAGAGGCUGCAGAGGGAAGGGCAGCCAGUGUGACACAGUGACAGCAUCGAGCCACCCGCUGACGUGCACACCUCGCUGUGCCCACCCAGCUGGGAGACUUUGUCACAGCCUGGUCACAGGUGACGUGGCAGAGCUGCCUUGCAAGUGGUUAAAGUCCCGAGGGCAGUGCCAUUGGUGGCUGCCACCUGCCAAAGCAGCACAGCUCUGAGCAUCACCUGAUGGGAGAAUAGCAAGGGCUGUGCCAAGGGAAAACCCAGAGCCUCGCUGGUGGGUGCUUUUCUGAGGAAGGAGCGUGGGCUCAUUGCUCCAGUGAAGUCUGGCAUUUCAUUUGGAAGUUUUCCUGGUGGAUCUUUCUUUCCCAGACCAAAGGAUCCCUCUGAUAGGCAGCUGCUACUCAGUGACAGCAUGAGGCACUGCAGCAGGAAGAGAUGAUGUGGAGAGCUAUUAAUCCUCUGACACAGUGCCCUGGAUCCUCAUGGUUGUCCUCAUGAAUACUCCCGUGGAGAAUGUCCAUGAUCUUCUUUGCCUGUGUGGUGAGGGUGAGGGAUGGGCUUCCCCUGUCAGCCUCCACAGAUUUCCAUCUCAACCAGGACUUUCUGGAAUGCAGGAAGAGACUGAAGGCGUUGUCCUCCAUCCUGGCUCGCUAUCCCAGCCGGGGCACGGCCAGAGGAUGUAACCUGAGCAUUCAUUUCCUUUCUUCUGGGGAUAUUGCCUGCAUGGCAAUCUGUUCCAGCAGCUACUCAACCAUCAUGGCCUUCUGCUUCCUGGAGGAGCUUCGGUGGGAAUUUGCUGCUUCCUACAACACCAGGAGCAUCAAUUCAGCUUCCAGACCAUAUGCUUUUAUUGAAUUUGACAACACCAUUCAGAAGCUGAAGCACCAUUUCAACAGCACCCGCGGCUCCCGCGCCGCGCGCAGCUGGGACAGGGUGGAGGAGGAGCUGCAGCUGCAGCCCCCAGUGCAGCUGCAGCUGGAGAAUGCAGAGCUGCUGAACGGGCUGAGCAACGGAGGGCACGCAGGAGGCCGUGUGGAGGUUGUCCCUACUUACAGAAUGCAGCCUGUGACCCCGCUGGGGAUUCUGUCACUUGUUCUGAACAUCAUGUGUGGGGCUCUGAACCUCAUCCGAGGAGUUCACCUGGCAGAAUAUUCCUUUCAGGAGGACCACGAAGGAAUUGGAAAUGUGAUAGCUUUUUUUCUACCUUUUCUAGCCUGUGUUUUUCAGUGUUACCUGUACCUCUUCUACAGCUCAGCCAGGAAGGUGAAGACAUUUGUGCUCCUUUUCUGUGUCUGUUCAUGCAACAUCUACUUGUAUGGAUUAAGGAACCUCUGGCAAAUCUCCUUCCACAUUGGAGUGGCUUCUCUCUCCUCUUACCAGAUCCUGACAAGGCAGCUCCUGGAGAAGCAGCCUGACUGUGGCGUAUGAGAAAAAACCUGGGGUUUGCUACUCUGUUUUUUACAACUCUUUUUUUUGUAUUCACUUGGCCAAAAACAGCUCAGAGUGUGUUUUUUUAACCAUCCAUGGCAAUGGUUAUUGCAAGGAGAACAGUUGCAAGCAGCUUGGGAUGAGCAGGAUCCUGUGAUGGUGCCCAGCACACAGCAAGGGCUGCAGCUGUAUUUCACAUGGUGCAUGUAGAGCUUGUCAGGUGUCCCCAACAGCUGGAAGUUCUUCCCAUCAGCAGCUUUUCCUCCUGGAGUGCCACCAUCCAGACAAUUUUGUCAUUUGUCUCACUGGCUCUGUGACAGCUUGGCAGGUCAGUCUUGCCCUGCUGCUGCAAAUCCUCAAAUUGUGUGGGAAAACAAAGGUAAAGUGAUGGGGAACGUUUUUAUCUCUAGAAUUUGUUAAGAUUCUUGGUAAAGGUGAGUAAAGGCAUCAUUUGCUGUAUUUAGGUGAGUGCAGUAUCAGUGGGGAAAAUGCUGAGGGUGAGCUUCAGGGUCAUUUUUCUAGGUUUGGAAGGACAGGAAAAGGCUGUGACUCUUUUAUAAACCAUAAAGACUAUAAAUAUCUCCUUGGCUGAACAGCACAUUGCAGUUAAGUGUGUGCUCAUGGGUUAAUUGCAAAUAUGCUUAGGGCAGCAGAAAAUAAUCCAAGUGAUCUGUCAGCUCUUGUGGCCUUCGUUUCCUUGGCUAAGGUCACUUUUAGGAUAAGGGCAAUUCCAUGUUUGCUUGGCCUGUAUGGAUGAUAAAUCUUCCAAGCCUAUUUAUGACAGGCCACUGACUCCUUCAACUUUUCUUUUUUUAAAAACGAGUAGCUGGUGAAUAGAAAGCCAUUUCCAGGAAUGGAAAGCAAGAGCAGGUUCUCUUUGUUCUGUAGAACAGCUGUGGUUAGUGGUGGUGAGUUCUUACACCAAGAUGAAUUUCUGGGUGUGCACUUUGGAGCAGGGGACUGCAGGGCUGGAAUUCCCAACCUCUGCUGCACUGGGGGUUCUGCUCUGUCAUGGACUGAGGUGCACAGGGGCAUUUUAGGGCACAGAUGAAUAAUUUAGGCUGGCUGUUAAAAAAAAUGCCUAUAGCAGUUUGAUGCAGCUGUCCUUGAGGGGCUGUAGAGAUUCAAACUGAGAUGUAGAGAGCUGUAGGUGUGUUAUUGUGGAAUUACGGUCCUAAAAUUUCCUUUUUUUUUUUUUUUUUCUUUCUGGUCAUCCCCAUUUCUUUUACCAAAGAUUGAUUUUUCCUCUCACACAGUCUCUACCUCUGGUUGCAAAGAGAUUAACAUGCAGCAGAGUUGUCUUUUUUGCAGGAACACUUGACACAAUUCCUUUCUUUCAUCUCAGUGAGUUUUCCUGGGAUCUCAGGAUGCAAACACGAGGCUCAGACAAGAAAUUUGUGGUGCUGUACCUUGGCAGCACUUCUGGCUGCAGCUGACUGCAGCAACAGCAUCCAUAGGCAGCCCAUCAGAACCUGGACAUUUUCUAGGACAUCAGGAGACUUAGUGCCAGAGCUUUUCCCAGGAGGAAAAGGAAGGGAUUGCUUUUUCACUGCACUUACUGUAACAACAGUGUGAUGGAAACCUCCAAACCGUGUGGAAUAGUCUGGCAGGAAUGAUGGAGGAAUAUUUUAGCCAGGCAUUUAAGGACACAGCUCGAGCUGUGUGCCAUAAGGGAAAGGUUUUCUGUUGUAAGGGAGUGGAUUAAAGUUGUUUGUCUGUCAUUAUCCCAGUUUUCUGCCAGAGAAAUGAAGCCACAAUUCAACCACUGUCCCUGAGACACCAAGAUGACCCCGCAGAUGUGAGGGGUUUUGUGCUGCUCUUAAUUUUCCUGCUGUUCAGUCCCAGUUUUCCUUGGUAAAAUACUUCUGGUGACUGCAGGGAACUCAGCCAUGAAUUUAGAUUCCAAGUUUUUUAAAAAAAAUCUGAAAAAAGAACACCCCAAAAAUGUGACACUAGAAAUGUUAACACUUUAGGGAUAAUGGAUCUGAUGGCUGGUGGUGAAAUUGGGUAUCAACCCACUGUGGGGAAAGGGUGAAGCAUUUUAUAUCUCAGACAGACAAAACUUCAUGAAAAGGACUUUAGGACAGGAGCCAACUCCCUGCUCCUGCCUUUUUAUCCUCACUCUGGCUAAAGUGUCCAAAAGAACUUUUCCUUUUUUUUCCUGCUCUGGCCUGAGGCACACAGAGCAUUUUCAGCUGCCCAUUCCUCAGCCUUGCAGGGAGCUGGCUGGAAAAUUGUGACAUUCCUGAUGCUUCCCCAGCAUCCAGCUGCUCUGUCCUGAGACAGAUCCAGCCCUGAGCCAGGGGAUGGCAGCCCCAGCUCUGCAAAGAGGGCUGGAACAGGGGGUUUGGAUAAUUGUGCAAUCAACAGAGGGGGAGAAAGGUUAAAUUCAGCUUUUGUUGAAUUGGUUCUCCUAAAAACGUUUCAGUAAAAUCAAACCAAAUCAGUUGGUUCAGUUCUGCCUUUGCCUAAACUUCUGGGUUUUUUUGCUCUGUGGAUUUUUGGGGAAUGUGAGAAUCUUCAGAUGUUUUCUACCCAAGGACAGAGCUCUGCUUUGGUGUUGAUCUUAAUCCCUUUGCAAUCUUUUAUUUUCCUGCAAUAGGUGUAAAUCAUGUUAAGGAAUCUACAUGGAUUAGUCCAACUUUGUAAGUUUGGAUUGGGAUUCCAGGACAAGGCAGAGCACACGGAGUUUGACCUAUUUUUAUUUUUAAUUUGGUAUUUAUCCCAUAUCUACACGGUAUUUAUACAGGUAAACAUUUUCUGGCAGAACAGCAAGAGGAAUAAAAUAGUUUACAUUGAUCUCAGUGUUUUAAGAUUUAGUAAAAAAGAAUGACUUGCAGUUUGAGAACACAAAAUCUGACUCAUAACAUGGGAUUUUUCCAGAAUUGAAUCAAAUCCCCAAAGAGGAAUCCAUCCCCUUCUUUUUUUUCAACUUUAAACUGGUUAAUGUGGUUUGAAUUGCACCUUCUUCAUUCUGUCACUUUGCAAGAUAAGUCUUUUGGAAACUCUUUUCCUCACCCAGCAGCUCAGCACAAGCAAAUUAGCGAAGAAUCAACUCCAAUAAUUUCCAGAUUUGCAGUGCUUAGUCACUUUAUGAAGCUGGUAAUUCUCUGGGUUGUUUUUUUUUCCUCUUUUCUCCCAAAGACCUGUUUAGUUUGUAGAAGUUGGGCUGGUACCUUUUUCGACAUUUUUGCACUGUAUUAAUAAUUGAACCUGUGUAAAUGUGUAUAAAAUCAUUUUGCAUGUAUAUGUAUAUAUGUACAUAUAGCUAAUAAAUGGCUUUUUUUUUUGUAAUGGUUGUCUUCA